GCCUGCAGCUUACCUCUACACUACCACCUCCUUGUCUUCUACUCUCCGUCUUUUCGCCGGUCCUUACUAGAGGGAACACGUAUCACAGCCGGAAACUGCUCUAUGUCCUCCCCAAAACAUACAGAUGACGCCUUUACUCACGAACUUGCGAUCAAACUCUCUCGUGCACUGAAUCUGGUUAACCCGAAUGAUCUACUUGCGAGAAGGGUACAAGAUAUCGCAAAGAAUAACACCUUAGACAGCUUUACUGUUGCUGCAAAGUCUUUCGGCAAGUUCAAAGAUUCGUUUCUAGCUGAGAUUCAUUCCGAGAUCUCGUCGCAUGUCAAGCAGGAGGAAUCAGGACUUUCCCCUCAACCAGUACAUGGGAUAGUUGUGCAUGACAGUGAGGUUCUUCCGCCGGAGCCCGUCCGUGCUGGUGGCCUUGUACGGGACGAUGCGCAACAUAGGUUUCGCAAACCCGCCAUACCACUAGAACCUCCCACCCCUCGAACAUCACUGCUUGGACUUGACAAACUAGCACUAGAGAAGCGUACAGCCGCAGCUGCAAACGGUGAGGGCAGCAGGAAGAAGCCAAGGUUGGAAGAAGAUGGGUCAGAGCCAAUGUUCAAAGUGCCAACUUUGCCUGCUGCAAGAGCGAGUAACAUCCGACAGCGAGGCAACGAGACGCCGUCACAUCCUGGUGGUCUUUCUGAAGUUGCUAGAAAGAAACUCGAGGAGCACAGACGUAGCCGAGAGAAACAACGAGAGGGUAUUGCUGCACAGCACCAGCGACGUGAUGAUGCCCCACGAGGUCUCGGUGAUUUUCAACGACGAUCGAACCGUGACCAAGCGGCUUACCGAAGAGACCAUAGGGAUAGACACGACAGGAGAGGUUGGGACGCCACUCCCCGGUCAGAGCGUGGUUCUCGAGAAGAUGCUCCCAGUGUCCGUGUCCCCAAUGUGGGAUGGGAGUCUACCCCUCGUAGGUUGGAAGAUGGCCCUGGCUGGGGUCCAUCUCGAGUUCGCAGAUGGGACGCACCGACUCCAAGGACAUCGAGACGUGGUACCCCAGGUUCCGACGAUGAAGCUCCCAUCAAUCUCAAUGUGAGAGAGUGGGAGGAAGAACAGAUCCGUUUGGAUCGAGACUGGUAUAACGAUGCGGAGGAAACUGGGAUUGCAGGUGACGAAGAUUUCAAUCCCCUUGCUCAAUACGAGGACCUCGGUGCAGCGAGGCAAGCGGAGCUGGCGACAAGACAGAUGAAGAAGAUAUCUGCAAGGCAAGCGCAAUAUAACGCGGAUAACGAUCUUUGGGAAGCCAACCGAAUGCUCACGUCCGGUGUUGCCACUCGCAAGGCGAUUGACCUGGAGUUUGAGGAUGAAUCCGAGUCGACUGUACAUGUUAUGGUUCAUGACCUCAAACCACCUUUUCUUGACGGACGCACAGUCUUCACCAAGCAACUCGAACCCAUCAACCCCGUUCGUGACCCAACGAGUGAUAUGGCUAUAUUUGCUCGCAAGGGCAGUGCCCUUGUCAAGGAAAAGCGUGAGCAAAGCGAGCGAGCAAAGGCCGCUGCGAAGCUUGCUGCGUUGGGUGGCACCCAACUGGGAAACAUUAUGGGAGUUAAAGAUGAAGACGCUGCUGCUGAAGCUGAGGCAGAGGCUAAGAUGAAAGGUGGAGAAAAGGAGGAUUACAAGGGUGAUUCGAAGUUUGCUUCUCACUUGAAGUCUUCUUCCGGUGUUAGCGCUUUCGCCAGGAACCGUACAUUGAAGGAGCAACGAGAGUACUUGCCAGCAUUCGCUUGUAGGGAAGAGUUGCUGAAGGUCAUCCGAGACAACCAAGUGGUCGUUGUUGUCGGUGAGACUGGUUCUGGAAAAACCACACAGCUCACACAAUUCUUGUAUGAGGAUGGCUACUGCACACAUGGAUUGAUUGGCUGUACUCAGCCUCGUCGUGUUGCUGCUAUGUCAGUCGCCAAGCGUGUCAGCGAGGAAAUGGAGUGUAAGCUGGGGUCGACCGUUGGUUACGCUAUCCGGUUCGAGGAUUGCACGUCAUCGGAAACAAAGAUCAAAUACAUGACAGAUGGUGUCUUACUCCGAGAAUCACUCAAUGAGGGAGACUUGGAUCGUUACAGUGUCAUCAUCCUUGAUGAAGCUCAUGAACGGUCACUCAGUACCGACGUUCUCAUGGGUCUUCUUCGCAAGAUUUUGUCUCGUAGGCGCGACCUUAGGCUGAUCGUUACCUCUGCCACUAUGAAUGCUGAAAAGUUCUCAAGCUUCUACGGAAAUGCUCCUACUUUCACUAUCCCUGGUCGUACCUUCCCCGUCGAGAUGUUCCACGCAAAAUCACCUUGCGAAGAUUAUGUUGACAGUGCAGUGAAGCAAGUACUGCAGAUUCAUCUGUCGUUACCUCCCGGAGAUAUCCUGGUCUUCAUGACUGGCCAAGAGGACAUUGAAAUUACGUGUCAAGUUAUCAAGGAACGUCUUUCGCAGCUGGACGAACCUGCCCCUCUCGCCGUUUUGCCGAUCUACUCGCAGAUGCCUGCCGAUCUGCAGGCGAAGAUCUUCGAACCGACAGCAGAUGGACGUCGAAAGGUCAUUGUGGCUACAAACAUCGCCGAGACAUCACUGACAGUCGACGGUAUUCUAUACGUGGUGGACGCCGGCUAUUCCAAGUUGAAAGUAUACAACUCCAAAGUCGGUAUGGAUGCUCUGCAGAUCACUCCUAUCAGUCAAGCCAAUGCGAACCAACGUGCGGGUCGUGCUGGACGUACUGGAAGCGGAUUCUGUUAUCGCCUUUACACCGAGAUGGCAUACCGCAACGAGAUGUUCGCUAAUAACAUCCCAGAAAUUCAACGAACCAAUCUUGCAAAUACAGUCUUACUUUUGAAGUCUCUUGGUGUCAAGAACCUACUCGAGUUUGACUUCAUGGAUCCCCCACCACAGGCGAACAUGUUGAAUUCCAUGUAUCAGCUCUGGGUACUUGGCGCGCUUGACAAUGUUGGUGAUCUUACGCCAGUCGGUCGCAAGAUGUCCGAAUUCCCUAUGGAACCGUCUAUGGCUAAGAUGCUCAUCGCUUCGGUGGAAUACAAAUGUUCUGCAGAAAUGUUGACCAUUGUUUCUAUGUUGUCUGUGCCGAGCGUCUUCUACCGACCUAAGGAGAGGAUGGAAGAAGCCGACGCUGCCCGGGAGAAGUUCAACGUUCCAGAGAGCGAUCAUUUGACUUUGUUGAACGUUUUCAACCAAUGGAAGAGUCAUGGUUAUCGCGACGAUUGGUCGUUGAAGCACUUCUUGCAUCCCAAGUUGCUACGCAAGGCUCGUGAAGUACGGGUACAACUCGAGGAUAUCAUGAAGUUCCAGAAGAUGGACAUUAUAUCCGCUGGGACAGACUUCGAUGUUAUAAGGAAGGCGAUUACUGCGGGUUACUUCCAUCAAGCUGCUCGAGUGAAGGGCAUUGGCGAGUUCGUCAACAUUCGUACCGGUCUGCCUACGCACCUGCAUCCCACCAGUGCAUUGUAUGGUCUCGGCUAUACCCCCACUUAUGUCAUCUACCAUGAGUUGAUCCUGACAUCGAAGGAGUAUAUGACUCAGGUCACAGCAGUUGACGCUUACUGGCUCGCCGAGCUUGGUUCUGUGUUCUACUCUGUCAAGGAGAAACACUUCGAUGAACGUGGUAACCGUCGGGUUGCUGACCGUGAAUUCUCAAAGCGAGCGGAACUCGAAACGGAAAUGGCAAGACAACGUGAAGAGACGGCCAAGAAGGCUGCUGAGGAAGCAAUAGCUGUGAAGACUUCAAAGGGUUCGUCUCAGAUCAUCGUGCCGGGUACACCCCGCCAUAUUGGCAUAGGGGCAGGAGCGAGAGUCACACAAACACCAAGACGAAGAGUAGGGAUCUGAGUGUCCUUGCAUAGAUGUAUGUUUGUAAUAUAUUGUUUGCCAAUCAACUGGUCCGGUGAAUGCGGGGAUCUUACAGUCGAGUUCUAUAUACUGUAUCCCAGCACCAAUAGACUUCCCUUCACUUUGCUCACUAGACAGAUUCCAACCUACGUUGUACGUUCGCGAUGAGCACCCAGUCAGGGUGUUAUCCCCUUCGUUCGUACCUCAACGGGUCCUGGGUCCUCGGGACUACCGCAGAAGGUAUAAUCGUUGAUUAGAACGCCUGAUUUCAUUGUAUGGAAGUUUCAAAGGCUUGGCCGCGCACUUCCUCGAGUUUCCUUCAGCC
Messenger RNA from Somion occarium, 4198 nucleotides. The record is from the annotation of a GenBank genome assembly. NCBI's taxonomy places the organism in Eukaryota, Fungi, Basidiomycota, Agaricomycetes, Polyporales, Cerrenaceae.